Messenger RNA from Saprolegnia diclina VS20, 3017 nucleotides. RefSeq lists its product as hypothetical. Gene Ontology annotation, molecular function: monoatomic ion channel activity. The record is from RefSeq and is a predicted model, not a curated record. Lineage: Eukaryota; Oomycota; Saprolegniomycetes; Saprolegniales; Saprolegniaceae. The transcript is spliced from 10 exons. Gene Ontology annotation, biological process: potassium ion transport; transmembrane transport. Gene Ontology annotation, cellular component: membrane. The coding region runs from base 1 to 2991 and encodes 996 amino acids.
AUGCGGCUCAAGCGGGUGCGGGCGAGCGCCCGGCGCCUCCACGCGCUUCUGAUCAAGCCCCGGAAGCGCGACGAGAGCUUCCGGCGCUGGGUCGGGCGCAACCUCGACAAGUCUAUCCUUGGCGCCACGAUUGACCUCUUCCAAGCCUUUCUCGGACUCAUCGUCACGGGUCUCUAUGGCCAUAAAAACUGGAUUGGCUGGAACAACACCCCCGACGCGGCCGAGCUGCGCUAUUUCCACGCCGUCAUUGGGUCGGUCUUCCUCUUUGAUUAUUGCCUUCGAUUCUUUGCGGCCGACAACCGCCAGUCGUAUGUGCUGGCGCCGCUCGCCAUCAUGGACUUUCUCGCGAUCUUUCCGCAGUUUACCGAGCUCGUCUUCUCGGAGGCAUACCACAAUGCGCACAUUCUCUGGUUUGGCGCGGUUCGGACGCUGCGGCCGUUCCGGUGCCUUUGCUUCUUCCGGCUCGUGUCUUUUGCCUCGACAGCCAAGCAGCGCGAGUCGCUCCUGCUUCUUAUCACCGUCACGUGCAUCAUCAUUUGCUUUGGGGGCAUGCAACAGGCCAUCGAGGCGUGCCCGUGCAGUGCGCUCGGCGCCAACUGUACACCGGCCACGCGCGCCGUGCAAGCCGCCCACUGCCAAAACCUAACGUUCUACAACGCCAUCUACUUUGUGGUCAUUACAACCGCAACGCUCGGGUUACGUUUUGGAUGUCAUACAUGUAGUCUAUAUGACGGUUGGUAUAGGUCGGGCGACAUUGCUCCCAAAUCGCAGAUGGGCCGUCUCGCGGUGAUCAUCCUCAUCAUUGCGUCCAGUUUGCUGCUGCCACUUCAAAUCUCAACGCUGAGCGACGUUCUCAACCGAGAGACCGAGUACGACAAGGCGUUUACCGAGCGCAAGGAGAAGCACCCGCAUGUCCUUAUUUGCGGCGACGUCAACUCGGGCGCGUUGGAUUUCUUUCUGCGGCAGUUUCUGCACCCGACCAACAUGAACUGGAAAGACAAGGUCGUGAUCCUAUCGCCGACCCUGCCAUCGAGCAACCUCAAACGUAUUUUGCUCAACGGCGCCUACGAGCAACGGGUCAAGUACCUGCAAGGCUCGGCGAUGCUCGACUCGGACCUCCAGCGCGCCAGUGCGUCGACUGCGCGGCUUUGCUUUGUCUUGGCCAACAAACUCGCACCCGACGCCGACCAGAGCGACACAGGGUCCAACUUUAUCACGAUCUCGCUCCGGCACCAUAGCAAGCGCGUCCCUAUUUUCGUCCAAGUGCUCAAGUCGGACAAUGUCAAGCACGUCUCGCUCUCGGGCGCCGACAACAUUUUGUGCGUCGACCAGCUCAAGCUCGGGAUCUUGGCAAAGUCGUGCUUGAUGCCGGGCACAGCGGCCUUGAUCUGUAGCGUUCUCUUUACGCUACGGCCGUUGAUGGUCGACCAACGGGACGGGUCGUGGGCCGCCGAAUUUCUCUCGGGCUGCAGUCAACACUUGCACGAAGUGCACUUGCCCGUGUACUUGGACCGGCUCGUGUCGUUCGAGCUGUUUGCUCACGUCUUGUACCAUGAAUACCACAUGGUUUCUUUGGGCGGCUGCGGUGGGGACGGCUCGUAUUUUUUGUUUACACCGUCGCGGGUUCUCGGCGCCGACAUGGUGCUCUACGUCCUCUCGUCCGACCUGGAUGUCGCGCCAACGGUAGCCGGGCUCUCGUUGACGACGCUGCAAAAGUACAAGGCGCGAUUGCCCAACUUUGACAAGAUCACUCAGGCGUGGAAUCGCACGACAUUUACGACCAAACUAAGGACAGCGGCCCGUGCGUCAAGGGCCUCGUUCAGCACGUCGUUUAAAGCGUCCGUGUCCCGCGUCGGGUCGCUCUCCAAUAUCCUUCGCCCGGGCAUGAAUAGCGCCAAGCCCGAGCCGAGUGCCAAGUCCCGAGUUAACUCGCGCGUUAGCCCCGUCUUGCCCUACUCGUUUGUCGACGACGAGACGCCGGACGCGCCCACCAGUGAGGUUCAUUCGGCCCCCGAGGAUGACGCGCUGGCCCCCGAGAAUGACGUGCCGCCGUCCUCGCCAUCGCACGAAUCGGGCGCGUGUCCAUUUUUGCCCACGGCGCUGGUGCGUCACGUAGUGCUCUGCGGUAUGCCGCACUCGCUCCACGACUUUGUUGCGCCGCUGCGUCAAGAGCGGGGGAUGGCCCCCGGCCUCGGGGGGACGCACCAUUUGAGCAACGUCCCGAUCGUCGUGAUUGCGCUCAGUCGCAUGACGCCCAAGGAGCACGCGGCGAUCGCGGUUUACUCGAACGUGUUUUUUGUGCAAGGAUCGCCACUCUCGCUACCGACGCUCUUACGCGCUCGCGUGCACACGAGCAAGAGUGUCGUGAUUCUCCGCUCGUGCGGCACGACAGUCCGCAACAGCAGCGACCUCAUUGACCAAAACCUCGUCGAUAUGGACGCGAUCACGGUGCAUCGGUUCAUUUCGGAUGUCUGCGCCAUGCACACACCCUCCGGAAUGCCUCGUCCCAUGAUCCUUAUUGAGCUCAGUCGACCGAACAGUCUUCGGUUCCUGAGCGAUGACAGCGGCGCUGUGGAUAAUGACGAGAGAGCGUCGAUGAAGCGACUGACGCAACUAGUUAUUUCCCGCGCCGACGAUCCGCUCGACAACAUUUGCCACCCACUGUAUGCCUCCGGGCAUGUCUUUAUCGCCAACGCGUUGGACGCGCUCAUGGGCAACUGCAACAAGUACGGCAGCGUGAUUGAUCUCGUUCAUUUGCUCGUGCUUGGCGACGACGCGACCGGCGCGUCGUGUGCACUCGACCAGAUCGACGUACCACGGACGCUGUGGGGCCGGCCGUAUAUCGCGGCGUUCGAAGCGCUGUUGACGCACCACGGCGUACUCUGUCUUGGCGUGUACCGCGUGCGCGGAGACAAGGCCAAUUUUGUGCAUGUCAACCCACCCCCCGACGUUGUCCUCAACGCCCACGACAAACUAUUUGUCCUUCACUAAUAACUUAUUCAACUACAAAAUUAUGA